AUGGGGUUUUCGUUACAUUUAAAUACGGUAUCGUUCAUUCUUAUACUAGUUUCACUUGUCUUUUUGAUAUUUGGUUGUAUUUCAACACCAACGGCGUCCGUUUUCAAGUUGGGUACUACUGAUCGAUAUGAUUUUGGGAUUUUUGGUUAUUGUAAGUCAUCUGGUUCAUGUUCAAGUGCAACUUAUCCUUUGAAAUUAAGUGACUUGCAGAAAGUGUCUAGUUGGCAGUUUGCCGCCGAUACUAGAGAUACUUUGGCUAAAAUCUUUAUUAUUAUUCCCAUUGCUGCUUUUUUCAACUUAAUUUCCUUGAUUAUUGUUGCUUUAUCUCAUUGCUUAUCAAACACUUUGAUUAUCAUCAGUCUUGUUACCACUUUUUUCGCUUUUGCUCUUUCUACUAUUCUGUGUAUUGUGGUUAUUCUUGCCUAUUACCCCAAUGUUGGUUGGGCUGGUUGGAUUCUUAUUGGUUCUGCUGCUGCUGAUUUAAUUGCAAUUCCUUUCCUUAUUCUCGCUUUGAAAUUGAAAAAUGAUGAUUCGACCGAUGAUGAUGAUGAAGACUCUUCUUUAAGUAACGUUGCUCGUACUGGUACGGUUGAUGAUUUAACUAAAUUUGAUGAUAAAUUUGGUUAUGUUUCUGCUCCCGCUUUUAAUGGUCCUGGCUUACCUAGAUCUUAUAAUAAUGCUGACGAAACUAGUUCCAUCUCAAAAGAUUAUGAAUAUAAAGUUAAUAAUAAUAAUUCAAAUCCUUAUAUUCAACCUCAACCUCCUCAUGCAACUAAAACUUAUUCAAAUUCAAGUGUUUAUAAUUCAAAACCUCAAGUCGCUCAAGAUUUCACUAAUCAUCAAAAACCUUCAGCUAUUUCUUUAGCUCAACAAACAAAUGCUUCAAGUUAUUAUGAAGAUGCUCAAGUUAAUUUAGUUAAUGGUCCAAAUACUCCUAUUUCUGCCAAACAACAAAUGGCUCCUAAUUUGGUUCCAAAAGUUGCUACUCCAACCUCAAAUGAUCCUCCUCCAUUAUCAAAUCCUCCUCAAUUGCCUUAUCCAACUUCAAAUCAAGGCUCUCCUUUAAACAGACCAGGCUAUAAUCCAACUAAUUAUGGGGUUUUUGAACACCAUCCGGAAGUUGAAGGUCAUAAACCUUUUACUGAAUUGAAUGAUGAUGACGAUGACGUGGUUGCUGAUGAUUUUAACCAAAAUAAUCAAACUAACCGUAGAUCAAUUGAUAAUACUUCAGAUAAUGAUUCAGAUUUUACUAGUGUCUCUCAAAGAGCUGUUAAUCCAAAAUAUAAUCCAAAUGGUCAAUAUUAUCAAAUGGCUCAACCUCCUCCUGUCCCUCAAAACUCUCAACAUUAUAAUCAAUACCCAAACGCUAGUCAAUACUCUCCUCAAUUUGCUCCAAAUAUGCAAAUGCGUAACGUUCCUCAAGGUGGUUAUCAACCAUCUCCUAAUCCUCAACAACAAGGCUAUUUCCCAGCUCCUCAAAAUUACCAACCCCAACAACAACCUUACUAUAAUCAAGCUGUUGUUCCUCCUCCUCAACAACAACAACAAGCAAGAGGUCCAACCAUUUCUGAUAACGUUUUGAAUAAUAAUCCUGACUUUGCCCUCGGCUUGGGCGGAGGUGCCGCUAAACGUAAGGCUUAUGGUGGGCCUGCUAGACCAAUGGGACCAAGUGCUAUGCCUGGUAUGCCAGGUGGUUUACCAAAUGCUUCCAGAAUGGGUGCACCUUCUCAACUGAAAAGAGUUAACGGUUUGAGAGAUGGCCCAUAUGGAAUGCUUCGUUAG
Messenger RNA from Hyphopichia burtonii NRRL Y-1933, 1782 nucleotides. RefSeq names its product Srd1p (gene SRD1). The transcript has a single exon. Bases 1 to 1782 code for a protein of 593 amino acids. The record is from RefSeq and is a predicted model, not a curated record. Gene Ontology annotation, cellular component: plasma membrane; growing cell tip; cell division site. NCBI's taxonomy places the organism in Eukaryota, Fungi, Ascomycota, Pichiomycetes, Serinales, Debaryomycetaceae.